AAUAGUAUUCGUACAGCGAAGAGAAACGGCCUAAUUUAUAGUGUAUUCAUAAAAACUGCGGGUUUUUAACUUUUUAUCGCAAUUGUAAAGUAAUUGGGUUUAGUUAAAUCGGUGACUUUGUGGCCAGUGCUCGUGAAGAACAUGUUUCUUAAAUUGUUUUUGUUGAUGACAAUUUUGACAAAAGUAUCUUCAACGGUUGUUGCCGAACAAGAUUACUACAAAUAUGACGAAUACGACGAUUACGAAUACGAUGUUCCAACAUUGGAUAAAGUAGAAAACACACCAACAGACAAAACAACAUAUAAAACUGAAGCUACUACGUACAAACAUGCAAAAGGCGAACCAGGUGAAAUUUCAACAAUUAAAUGGUUAAAACAACUUGUACGAGAAGAUUCUGAAAUUAAUAAAGAUUUACCAACUACUGAUGAAGCUACUGAUGAUGAUGAAGAAGAAGAAACAUACAUCCUUACAGACAAACCUCCUAUAGAUGAUAAACCUGGUUAUGAAGUUACAGAAAUUGUUGAUGAUAUACCAAACAUUGUAACUUAUAAGCCCAUAGUAACUAAUUUCACUAUUAAAUUACCUUUGAAUAACGCUACAGUGAUUAAUGGAAAUAGUAAUGAAAAUAAGAAGAAUAAAAGUAAUGAUCCUAGAAAGAGUUCAAUAAGUAUAUUUCACGUGAAUGCUGAAUUUGAUGAUGAUAAAGAAAAGAAACCUGUAAUUCAAAAUAUAAACAUUCAUAGAAUACCUUUCGGUAUUUUCAAAGUAAAAGAUCAUGUGGAUAAAAUUAAUGAUAAUGUUUUAGAUUAUGUGCAUAGUACCGAAUUUUAUGAUGAACCACAUGAAGAACAUUAUUUUCCAAAUAUACUGGCGGCACCAGGGAACUUUUUACGGAAAUUAAGAGAGAAAGGAUCUGCUUUUUACCAUAAGUUUUUUAGCUAACUUGUGUGAUA
Molecule: messenger RNA, 953 nt
Organism: Cydia amplana
Lineage: Eukaryota; Metazoa; Arthropoda; Insecta; Lepidoptera; Tortricidae
Exons: 2
Coding region: 142-942 (266 amino acids)
Source: RefSeq, a predicted model, not a curated record